Messenger RNA from Closterium sp. Naga37s-1, 2439 nucleotides. Lineage: Eukaryota; Viridiplantae; Streptophyta; Zygnematophyceae; Desmidiales; Closteriaceae. The record is from the annotation of a GenBank genome assembly.
AUGCAAUAUGCAACAUGGCCAAUGUGCGCAGCUGCUCGCACUCCCUACACGGGCACCACCACUCAACCAGCGAAUCAUUCAGCUACUUGCACGCCACAAGUCACACUCUGUGACUGCUCAAAGAACACCACCCCUCGUGCCUUGCGAUCCGCCUCCUUUCUGUCACGGGACCCCUCAGCAGGGGGAGGAGCAGCAGCAGGGACAGGGGCUGCAGCAGCAGAGGGUGAUGCAGCGGCUGCUGCUGGUGAAGGGCCAUCGAAGAAAUCAGGAGGAAGGGCAGAGGAUGCAGCAGGAGCAGAGGGAACCGAGGGGGCAGCAGCGGCGGGAGGGGCGGCAUCAAAGAAGCCCGCUGGCAGGCCAGUGGUGCUGGGAGCAGCAGCGGGGGCCGAUGAGGCAGGCGCAGUGGCUCGGGCGGCAGGGGUGGAUGCAGAUGGUCCAGAUGAUUGCCUGACAGGCACCGCGGCUGAUGGUGGGUGCGCUGCUGCUGGAGGGGAGGCUGGUGGGUUGGCAGGCGCGGAGGCAGCAGCACUGGGGGUGGCGGAGGCCACACCCAUCAGCCACACCCACCAGCCACACCCAUCAGCCACACCCAUCAGCCACACCCACCAGCCACACCCACCAGCCACACCCAUCAGCCACACCCACCAGCCACACCCACCAGCCACACCCACCAGCCACACCCACCAGCCACACCCACCAGCCACACCCACCAGCCGCACCCAUCAGCCACACCCACCAGCCACACCCACCAGCCGCACCCAUCAGCCACACCCACCAGCCACACCCACCAGCCACACCCAGCAGCCACACCCAUCAGCCACACCCACCAGCCACACCCACCAGCCGCACCCAUCAGCCACACCCACCAGCCACACCCACCAGCCACACCCACCAGCCACACCCAUCAGCCACACCCACCAGCCACACCCACCAGCCGCACCCACCAGCCACACCCACCAGCCACACCCAUCAGCCACACCCAUCAGCCACACCCAUCAGCCACACCCAUCAGCCACACCCAUCAGCCACACCCAACAGCCACACCCACCAGCCGCACCCAUCAGCCACACCCAUCAGCCACACCCACCAGCCACACCCACCAGCCACACCCACCAGCCACACCCACCAGCCACACCCACCAGCCACACCCACCAGCCGCACCCACCAGCCACACCCACCAGCCCCACCCACCAGCCGCACCCAUCAGCCACACCCAUCAGCCACACCCAUCAGCCACACCCACCAGCCACACCCACCAGCCACACCCAUCAGCCACACCCAUCAGCCACACCCACCAGCCACACCCACCAGCCACACCCAUCAGCCACACCCACCAGCCACACCCACCAGCCACACCCAUCAGCCACACCCACCAGCCACACCCACCAGCCACACCCAUCAGCCACACCCAUCAGCCACACCCACCAGCCACACCCACCAGCCACACCCACCAGCCACACCCACCAGCCACACCCACCAGCCACACCCACCAGCCGCACCCAUCAGCCACACCCACCAGCCACACCCAUCAGCCACACCCACCAGCCACACCCAUCAGCCACACCCACCAGCCACACCCACCAGCCACACCCAUCAGCCACACCCACCAGCCACACCCACCAGCCACACCCACCAGGCACACCCACCAGCCACACCCACCAGCCACACCCACCAGCCGCACCCAUCAGCCACACCCACCAGCCACACCCACCAGCCGCACCCAUCAGCCACACCCACCAGCCACACCCACCAGCCACACCCAGCAGCCACACCCAUCAGCCACACCCACCAGCCACACCCACCAGCCGCACCCAUCAGCCACACCCACCAGCCACACCCACCAGCCACACCCACCAGCCACACCCAUCAGCCACACCCACCAGCCACACCCACCAGCCGCACCCACCAGCCACACCCACCAGCCACACCCAUCAGCCACACCCAUCAGCCACACCCAUCAGCCACACCCAUCAGCCACACCCAUCAGCCACACCCAACAGCCACACCCACCAGCCGCACCCAUCAGCCACACCCAUCAGCCACACCCACCAGCCACACCCACCAGCCACACCCACCAGCCACACCCACCAGCCACACCCACCAGCCACACCCACCAGCCGCACCCACCAGCCACACCCACCAGCCCCACCCACCAGCCGCACCCAUCAGCCACACCCAUCAGCCACACCCAUCAGCCACACCCACCAGCCACACCCACCAGCCACACCCAUCAGCCACACCCAUCAGCCACACCCACCAGCCACACCCACCAGCCACACCCACCAGCCACACCCACCAGCCACACCCACCAGCCACACCCACCAGCCACACCCAUCAGCCACACCCAUCAGCCACACCCACCAGCCACACCCACCAGCCACACCCACCAGCCACACCCACCAGCCACACCCACCAGCCACACCCACCCACCCACCGUAG